AAGAAAAAAAACAAACAAAUAUAUACGAAAAAAAAACACUGCGGACCGUGGGCGCCCAUUAAAUCUUGUUUUAGCUUUUUUUUUUGGUUUUUUGUUUUGUUUGAAUUUAUUAAAUUUUUUGUUUGCACACCAACAAGUUAAAAAAAAAAGUAACACAUCAAAGAGAAAGACAAGGUCGUGGAAAAUUUGCAAACGAGAAACGAAAACUAGUUCGAAUUCGACGUCGAAUUAGUUUGUGUGCGUUGUGUGUUUGUUUGUUCGUUCGUUCGUUAUGACGGCCAGUACGACAAGUAGCAAUCAGGCAACAGGUAAAGCUACAGUCCCAACUGUUGUGCCCCAACCCAUUGGCAAGGAUAUGGAAUCAACACAGGCAACACAGUCAGAGUCGCAGUCACAGGAUCAACCCUUGCAAGAGCUUAGCGAAAUCUUCUUUGUGGAAAACAAUCGACGCAAACAGAGCAUACGCAUCCAGGUGAAACUAUGUCCGGAAGGUGUCUAUUUGCGUCGCCAGACCGAACAGGAUGAUCACAUUAAUGAGCAGUUAAUACGUAUUGAUGAUAUUAUCGGUUCCCGUUAUGGUUCACGUUUGAAGAAACGUGCCCGCGGCGGUUUAAGCUCGUGCAAGAAUCCCAAUGCCAAUGUACCCGAACCGGAGGAUGAGCAGCCACAAGCGGCAGGCACGGGCAAGGAUAACAGCGCCUUUCUAUACAUCUAUGCGUACCUGAAGAAGGAGAAGCCACUGCGUCGUGUCCAGACAUUGCGCAUUUUACGUUUUCGCUCAAGCAAUGACUUUGCCGAGAAUUUGCGCACAGCCGAACUUUGGCAUCAUACAAUACGUCAGCAUAAAUUGCAAAGGAGUGGGAAUAGUGGGGAGAAACAGCUGCUAAUCUUACUCAAUCCCAAGUCGGGAUCAGGCAAGGGACGCGAACUGUUCCAGAAACAGGUGGCCCCACUAUUGCGUGAAGCGGAGGCGCAAUACGACUUGCAGAUCACAACACAUCCGAACUAUGCUCAGGAAUUUGUGAGGACCAACAAAAAUCUGCUUGAACGUUAUUCCGGCAUUGUGGUUGCCUCCGGCGAUGGCCUCUUCUAUGAGGUGCUCAAUGGUCUGAUGGAGCGCAUGGAUUGGCGGCGAGUGUGUCGCGAAUUGCCACUGGGCAUCAUACCGUGCGGUUCGGGCAACGGUCUGGCCAAGAGUGUGGCCCAUCAUUGCAAUGAGCCGUACGAACCAAAGCCCAUUCUGCAUGCUACUCUUACCUGUGUGGCCGGCAAAUCUACGCCCAUGGAUGUGGUUCGUGUGGAAUUGUCACGGCGGGACAAGCAUUACGUGAUGUAUUCGUUUUUGUCGGUUGGCUGGGGCUUGAUUGCUGAUAUCGACAUCGAAAGCGAACGCUUGCGUUCGAUUGGUGCCCAACGGUUUACAUUGUGGGCCAUCAGACGAUUAAUCACAUUGAGAAGUUACAAGGGCAAACUGUAUUAUAAAUUGGGUAAAACGGAGGGAAAGUCAACUGAAGCCAAAUCAUCAACUGAAGCGGAGCCACCAGCACCACCAAAGACACAAAACGUCGAGUUACGAGAGGAAACAUCGGCGCCGAUAACACAACAACAACAAAUCGAUGAAUCCAAUCGAUUAGCAUCGCAACGUCUCUCGCUGCCCAUUAAUUCGCCCGAAUUUAAGGAUAUCCCCGAUGAUGAUGAUGAUGCUGCUACUGCUGCUGCUGAUAAUGAAACGAUCGCCAGGAAUGCCGUUGACGAUGAAUUUUCCGAUGUUAUGUCCCUAAAUCGAUCAAUUUAUCGCCAGCAUGCCGAUAGUUGGCACUCGGCAGUAUCACGACGAACUGCCUACUACUCGGUGGGAGGACAAAGUACUCGCUCGAAUCGCAGCCGUUUGAGUGUGGCCCAAAAGAUCGAAGAUGCCAAUGCCGAGUUCGCUGAACUAGUGCCCACUGGCACAAUGCCGGGACUACAAUUGCCUCUACCUUCAGCAGAUGGUUGGAUAUCUGAGGAAGGGGAGUUCGUAAUGGUUCAUGCAGCAUACACAACACAUUUGGCAUCCGAUUGCUUCUUUGCCCCCGACUCACGACUCAACGAUGGCCUAAUCUAUUUGGUCAUUAUACGGGCGGGGGUCGGUCGACCGCAGUUACUUAAUUUUCUACUCAGCAUGAACAGUGGCACUCAUUUACCCGAGACCAAUAAUGAUCCCUACAUACAGGUGGUGGCCGUGGAAGCUUUUCGCAUUGAACCGAGUGGCAACCAGGGCAUUCUUACGGUCGAUGGUGAGCGAGUGGACUAUGGACCCAUUCAGGCUGAGGUAUUUCCGGGCAUGAUCAAGGUUAUGACCACAAAUGGCGAAUAAAUCGAAUCCCACCAGAACUCUAAUCAGUUAAGGUUAAGAAUUUAAUUCUUUUGGUUUGCCUAUUGUUAAUUUUUAUAUAUUUUAAGACCACACACACAGACACGGAUACACAAACAAACAAUAAAAAGCUGUUUUUACCUCACACUCAUUCUUA
Drosophila willistoni is the source of this 2510-nucleotide messenger RNA. It is a transcript of the gene Sk1, whose product is annotated as sphingosine kinase 1. Gene Ontology annotation, biological process: sphingosine biosynthetic process. NCBI's taxonomy places the organism in Eukaryota, Metazoa, Arthropoda, Insecta, Diptera, Drosophilidae. The record is from RefSeq and is a predicted model, not a curated record. The transcript has a single exon. Gene Ontology annotation, cellular component: membrane; cytoplasm; intracellular membrane-bounded organelle. Bases 272 to 2356 code for a protein of 694 amino acids.